Messenger RNA from Cladocopium goreaui, 1440 nucleotides. The record is from the annotation of a GenBank genome assembly. Lineage: Eukaryota; Dinophyceae; Suessiales; Symbiodiniaceae.
AUGUACUCUCAAUCCCAUCGCUGUGAGCUGAUUUCACACGCUGUGACCUUGCUCCUGGUGUGGAUUGCCCCGCAGGGCACAGCUGCUGAGCUCCGCAUUGAGACGGCGAAGGAGGCCCUCAACAGGGCGUGCCAGCACCUGAGCGUCCAUGGCCAGUGGGCCUGGCUGUCGCGGUUCACUUGCAUUUUCGCAAGGUGUUCCGUUGCACUCCAAUCGGAGGUUGCUCUCCUGGAUGACAUGAAUCCGAAGGGGUGGGAUUACAGCCGUCCAACGAGGUCGGUCCUGGAUUCUCUUGGUACUAUGUCUGGCGAAACGGCGGAGCACUGGAUGCGUGAACUCCAGGUCACAUCCCAGCUUCUGGACGAUUUUGCCGCCCACUUGAUUACGCUGGGGGAACACAGUACUUGGAGCUCUAUCAAACAUGCAGCUGAUGGCUGUCGCGACCUACAUGACUUGGUCGGAGUGCAUGUGUCGAGGGUGUCCACCAUUCGUGACCCACCUCCGGUUUUGGGGUACAAAUCGGUGGCAUUACUCGGCUUUGCAGUUCCAUCGGAAUCCCAAUUUGAUGAGCUCAUUGAAAAGAUCAUCCCUAAAGACUUGGGUGAACCAGUGGACCUGUUGUCACCUGGAGCUGCUAGUCUUCGCAGGGUCAUUCGACAGUGCUUCGAUGCUUGUAGCUCACAGGGAGGCCUGGCUCGUGAACCGCAAGCUGCAGCCAUGCCCAAACCUAAGCUCACGUUAGCGGAGUACAAAGAAUUGAAGAUCAAGUUUCAUGAGUUUUUUCCGGGUGAGCUUCUUACUCCUGAAUCUACUCCAAGCUUCAUGUUUGUGGCUAACUUGAAGGAACAGUUUGACACUGGUACGUGGACAUGGACACCGUGGCGACACAGAAUUUCAGAGCAGGCCGAGGUUCUGUUUCAGGAGAAUCGCAGGCCCAGAUCAGAUCAGCAACUUUUACAGCGCAUGCUCAAUCAGCAGGACCUGUUGGAUUUUCCGGAAGCCACUGUUCCAACAGGAGGGCCAGUGGAACCAGUGUUGUUGCGUUUCCAAACUCUCUUGGCAAAUGCCUUAGCGUUGUUACAGCUUGUACAUUUGAUUGUGAUUAAGAAAUUUCAUCACAAAUUCAAUGAACUUGCACUUGCCAGCCCAGUGGACUCCACCUUGCGCUCACCGAACUUGCAAGAGGUCCUUGCGGCUGACAAAGCGGUUUGGAUGGCAGUCACCUCAGCAAUGCGAGAAAAUAGCUGGUCCUUGAGUGACACGAUGAGUGAAGUUGCAUAUUGUCGCCAAGACAUGCAGUCGGCUUUGCAACCCAGACCUAGAGGUGCACCUAACCCGGUUACACCAAAGAAACCAGAACCCAAGGCUCCUCCCAGAAAACCUGGCACUCCUCCGCCAGUCAAAAAAGAUGAUAAAUUGAAAGAUUGGCAGGACUCCUGA